Molecule: messenger RNA, 1049 nt
Organism: Astyanax mexicanus (Mexican tetra)
Lineage: Eukaryota; Metazoa; Chordata; Actinopteri; Characiformes; Acestrorhamphidae
Gene: c1qtnf5
Product: C1q and TNF related 5
Exons: 3
Coding region: 219-965 (248 amino acids)
Molecular function (GO): protein binding
Source: RefSeq, a predicted model, not a curated record
UCUCUCCCUCUCUCUCUCUCCCACCCUCUCUCUCUCUCUCCUUCACUCUCUCUCUAAUUGACUUCUAUUGCAUUUCCUCUGCAGUCUGGUACAGCUCAGUUUUUCCCAGAUUCUCUGCUGUAGGACGGAAAACAGGAGUCUGUCUCUGUUGUUUUCACUUUCUCUGCUCAGAAACCGUCAAUCCUGCAAAGCUGUGAAUAACUUAUUGACUGAAAGCGAUGACCCCUCUCCAGCCCUGGACUCUCGCCCUCCUCUUUGUUUUGCUGGUGAACUGUUCAUAUCCACUGGACGAUAAUAAGAUUCCCAGUGUCUGCACUGGAAGCCCAGGUAUCCCAGGAUCCUCGGGGUUAAACGGCAGCCCAGGGCAGCCGGGGAGAGACGGAAGAGAUGGGCGAGAUGGACAGGUGGGAGAAAGAGGUGAAAGAGGAGAACGAGGAGAACCAGGACAUCCAGGUGAGAGGGGUCUGACAGGAGACAGAGGUGAUCCAGGUGAGAAGGGUCAGAUGGGGCCCCCUGGAGAAUGUGCUGUGGCCCCCAAAUCAGCGUUUAGCGCCAAACUGAGCGAGUCCCGCAGCUCCCCGCAGGCAGUGGGAGAAGCAGUGCGCUUUAAUAAUAUCGUACUGAACGAGCAGGGCGAUUAUAACCCUGAGACAGGACGCUUCACCUGCAGGGUCCCGGGGGUCUAUUACUUCUCCGUCCACGCCACCGUCUACCACUCCAGCCUGCUGUUCGACCUCAUGAAGAACGGAAACGUGGUGGCCUCCUACUUCCAGUUCUUCGGGAACUGGUCCAAGCCGGCCUCGCUGUCUGGCGGCACGCUGAUGCACCUCAUACCUGGUGACCAAGUGUGGGUUCAGAUGGGGAUGCAGGAGUACACUGGAUUCUUUUCCAGCUCCAAGACGGACAGCACCUUCACUGGCUUCCUGGUUUACUCAGACUGGAAAAACUCGGCUGUUUUUGCCUAGAAUUCAGCGACACGCUGCUUAAAAUACUCAAAACUAAUGAUCACCAGCUAACAGCUAAAAAUAAACCAGCGGCAGAAACUCACA